AUGUCACUCUCUGGGAAAAGUAAAUCACCCGGAACCCUGGAUUCCGAAUUAAGUCAGAGCGAUUUGCUUAGUAUUUUGGCUCGCAUGCAGGGUGAACUAGAGGCAAGAGAAAUAGCUGUCGCAUCUUUAAAGUGCGAACAGAGAUAUCUUUUGUAUGCCGAUGCCGUAUGCAACCGUUAUUUCUUGGAUCGGGGCUUUUAUAUAGAUCCGAAUGACGCAAUACUUGCCCUGCAACGCGAUGCUACUCACGUGGAACCUUCGAAUGACGACUCUUUGGACGAUUCUGUCCCCAAGGAGAGAUCUCAAACUUCAAAAGACAAACCCAUCCCCUUGAAAAAAAUAGAAUUGCACGAGCUUAUUGAAGCCCAAAAGCGUGCUCAAGAGUUUUAUCGUGAACAACUGAGACUAGCUGAAGAGAAAUAUUUGGAGGCUCAUAACCGUCUUGAGGAAGAGCGCAAGAAACAUGAACGAGACACGGCCGAAGGUGAUGAUGUCGUUGCGAUGCUAGAAAAAGAGCGGGAAAGAUUACAAGCAGAGCUGGAACACGAAAGAUCGCAAAACCGUCGGCUUGAGAGGGAUCUCAAAAAGGCCAUGGAUAGCUGUGCCGAGCAAAAAACCCUCACACAGAGACAAAGACUCGCUGCGGCUAAUCUGAUCAAAGAAAGAUGUCGUCUCCUGCGGGAACUUUCUCAGAAACGCCAGGAAGUAGAGCGACUUGAGCGGGCCCUUAGUCUACGACCAUCUACCUCACCGAAGGCUUCAAGUCAGCUUGCUGAUGAUGAGCUCAAAAUUGCGUUUCUGCGUCCUUCACCUCAUAAAAUCUUGAAUCCAGAUGCUUACUAUACAGGUCAAUUCAGUUGGGUGGACUACUACUAUUCCUUCUGUUGGCAUUGCCGCCGCUUAUUUUGCUGGGAAGGGGACGCAUAA
Messenger RNA from Dibothriocephalus latus, 927 nucleotides. NCBI's taxonomy places the organism in Eukaryota, Metazoa, Platyhelminthes, Cestoda, Diphyllobothriidea, Diphyllobothriidae. The record is from the annotation of a GenBank genome assembly.